This is a messenger RNA of Manacus vitellinus (golden-collared manakin), 2049 nucleotides long. RefSeq names its product complement decay-accelerating factor. The coding region runs from base 44 to 1426 and encodes 460 amino acids. The record is from RefSeq and is a predicted model, not a curated record. Lineage: Eukaryota; Metazoa; Chordata; Aves; Passeriformes; Pipridae. The transcript has 13 exons.
UGGGCCCUUGCCCAAUAUCAGCCACGCAGAGCCCACAGAGGACAUGAAAGACAAGCAGAGCUUCAGUGAGGGCUCCACGGUGAGGUACACCUGUGUCACAGGUUACACCAAACGCCCCUUCCUCUCCGACACCGUCCAGUGCCUCACAAACUCCCAGUGGUCCCACCUCCCGGAGUUCUGUGGCCGUAGCUGUCCCAGCCCUCCAUAUGUGCCAUUUGCUAAAAUAUCACAGGAAGAUCAAACACAGAAUUUUUAUUCUGUUAAUACCACGGUGAAGUACAUCUGUCGCCCAGGCUUUGAGAACACCACGGACCAGCUCCCCACCAGCACCUGUCUGGACAACUUAAAGUGGUCAGAAGUCCCUGAGCUGUGUAGGAGGAAAUCUUGUGGUAUUCCAGCAAGUCCAGAACAUGGCAAAGUUAUUACAGAUGAUCAUCUGCUUGGUGCAAAAGCCACUGUGGCCUGUGACCGUGGGUACAUCCUAGAGGGAGGGCCAGCUUUCAUCUUUUGUACUCUACAGGGAAAUGAAGUUGUCUGGAGCCAACUUCCAGCUUGUCAGGCUAUUUCUUGUCCUCCUCCUCCAGCCAUCCCCCACGGGCAGCACGAUGGCAACAGCACAGAGAAGUUCCUGUAUGACUCAGUCACCACCUACACGUGUGACCCCGGGCUGGAGCUCGUGGGGAACAAAUCCCUCCGUUGUACAACAGAGAACGGGGUCCUUGGAGUCUGGGAUGGGGCUGCUCCCGAGUGCAGGGUUAGCACUGCAUCAGAGACAAACCAAACUGAAUCCUCCAAAGGGAAUCCUUACUGGCUGGCAAGUAUCCUCAUCCCUAGUUGCAUUGUUCCCCCAGUAGCCCUUGGAAUUCUAGCUGGGAUCAUCAUGAGGCGGAAAGACAAUGAAAAACACUCUUAUAACAUGAAUUUACAAAAGCACAGGGUGAAGAAGGGAAGGGAUGCACCGAUGUGCCCAAAGAAGCAGCCCAUGCCAUGGAAUUCCUAUUUUUGCCACACAACGAGUUGCCACGUGUGUCCCACCUGCAGGAAGCAGCUGCACGAUGCCCUGGCCCCUCUGACGGUGCCCACGCCCCAGGGCUGCGCCGCCUGCGAGCACUGGCUGAGCACCAGCAAACCACGCACCUACUCGGUCCCCAGCAUUGGUGACAGGGAGAGCCAAAGCCCAGCAGGCACCAGCUCUCCUGCCAAAGCUGUGGAUGUGCAGAGGGGCCACGGUGCAGGAGAAGCUGGUCCAGAGAGGAGUGAGGCAGAGCAGCCCAUGGACCACAAAAGCAGCCACCACAUCUGCCCCGUCUGUGAGAACUGGCUCCGUGCCCACGUUGGACAGUUGGACAGCAGUGCUGUGGCACCCAGGGAAUGGCAGGAUGAGGGGAUAAAUCCAGGGGGCUGCGGCGUCCUCGGGGAAUUCUGACACUAAUCCCUGACACUGUGUGGAGUGAUUGAUAAAGAGUCUGGAAAUCAAAAGCCACCUGGCUCUGAUGGGUGCUGAGAAGGUCAGGGUACACUGAGGAUGUUCCCUGUGCAUGGAUAAACACAUGGAUACACCAAAGAAUGGAAUGAUGUGGAGACACCACAUCCCCUCUUCCAGACAUCCUGCAAGAAGGGAACGUGGUAACCUUUUGACCUCUGUCAUCCAUCCAUCAGAAAAGGAAUAGAUGCUAACUUUAUCUCAACCUAACCCUUAUGACCAGAGUCAUGCAAAUUCCAAGAAAAAAGGUAUGAAAAGGAGGUUAAGAUGGGGAAAAGAUCCAAGGAAGAUUUCCAUUGAAACUGCUGGAUCAGCCAUCGGGCUGAACCUGUCUUCUCAUCCCCCCUUAAGGAUGCUUAUGGGGUGAGAAAUUUAAACUUUUAAGGAACUAGAGUUUGCUUUCUCUUCAUAAUGUGGUAGUAGGUUGCUUAAAUCUGUAUUUGUGCUUUUUUUGUGGUAUUAUUACUUUCUUUUGAGCAUGUUUUGUAGACAGACUCUAUCACCGACUACUAUAAACCUUUAUUAGCUGGUCACAAUUUGUGUUAAUAAACUGUGUUAUUUUGUAA